CCGAUUCUCAUUAUAUAGGAAAAAAAAGAUAUAGGUUUCCAUGGAUUGAUUGAUCACCAUAUUUUCACUAGGAUGCCGCUGCGCCACCAACGCACACUCACCUUCAUUAUCUGACCUACCAAAAAGUUACAGAAAACAAAGAAGAAAAUAAAAUUGAGUAAUUAAAAGCAUGAACGCCGCCGACAAAGAAUCGCAGCUCCCGUCCCCGCCGCCGUACCACGGGCACGGGCACAGCCGGCAGCGGAACCAGUUCCGUAAGCUGGCAUCAGUGGCCUACAACACGCUGUCGCAGCCGCGCGCGUACAUCACCCUCCUGGUGCUGUCCUUCACGGCGGGCUACCUCUCCCACUCGCAGGUGGUGCAGCCGCUCCUGUCGGAGGAAAUCGGCGACCUGGCGGAGCACAACACGUUCCCGAGCCGGUGCUCGGAGGCGGUGGCGACGUCGGCGACCAGGCAGACGAUCCUGGAGCACGUGCACGGGGGGGUGUCGCCGUGGGAGGGGUUCCCGCCCCCGCAGGUGCGGCCCCUGCUGUGGAAGGACUGGAACAAGGGAUGGGACUCGAACGCGGGCGUGUUCGAGCACCUGAUCGAGCAGGUGCAGCCGAAGGUGAUCAUCGAGGUGGGGACGUUCCUGGGCGCGUCGGCGACGCACAUGGCGCGGCUGACGCGGCGCAUGGGGCUGAAGAGCCUGAUCUUGUGCAUCGACGACUUCCGCGGGUGGCCCGGAUACUACGAUCAGGAGAAGAGCGCCAAGAUGCUCAACGGCGACAGCAUGCUGCUCUACCAGUUCAUGUACAACGUGCAGAAGGCCAACGCCACCGACUCCAUCCUCUUCCUGCCCUUCUCCACCAACACCGCCCUCAGCGGCCUCUGCAACUGGGGGGUCUACGCCGAUCUCAUCGAGAUCGACGCCGCACACGACUUCCACUCCGCCUGGCAGGAUAUCAACAACGCCUAUAAGCUCUUGAGGCCCGGGGGAGUGCUCUUCGGCCAUGACUAUGCAUGGGAUGGCGUGCGCAGAGCCGUCCACUCCUUCGCCAAGCUCAACGCCUUGCGGGUCAAGCUCGACGGCAAGCACUGGGUGCUCUACUGACUCCUUUUCAUCAUCUUUUCUUUUUUCUUUUUCUUUCACCUACCUAAUGCAACUUUUACUUGUCUGCAAAAUCCUUCCCGUAAUUUUGUUUCCAUUUAUUUUUAAUUAAUUUGACCGCCUCUGCUAUAUGAACAACAAUGACAUAUAUAUGAUUUUAUUCAUUUCAAACUA
Molecule: messenger RNA, 1264 nt
Organism: Salvia miltiorrhiza (redroot sage)
Lineage: Eukaryota; Viridiplantae; Streptophyta; Magnoliopsida; Lamiales; Lamiaceae
Exons: 1
Coding region: 170-1093 (307 amino acids)
Source: RefSeq, a predicted model, not a curated record